AUGGGAGAAUACGCAAGCCACGAAGCAGGAAAAGGUGUUUCGCCGGGCUUGCAUCCGGACGAUGUACAGUCGACUAAAAGCGCCACAAGGUCUGCAACCGAGCCGGGCGAUAUGAGACUCAGCACGAGGUGGAGUUGCAGCGUGAACCCGGCGGCCUCGCGUCGCGUAUAUGGUUCACCAGCGACGUAUCCGCAAACGCUUCCGCCGGUGUUGCAGCUGGUGAUGGCAAGGCGCACAAGAAGCCAUGAUACUGUCGAUGCUGACAACAAGCACAAUGAAGGGCCUGUCCCGGGUCAGGACGAAGUUGAGUCGGUGCCUGAGCUUGGAGAACGCGUUGUCAGCGAAGCUGGUAGUGGUGCAGGCAGCGAUGACAGUGUUGCUGCGCGUGCCGAGCACCCGGACAACAGCUAUAUCACCGGCGGUGCACCUAAGAGGAUCUUUAAUGCUGAAGGUGAGGGUGGCAGGGCUGUUGGAAGCAAGGUGCAUCGCAAGCUGGAGCCGCUCCGUCUGUACUCGCCCCACGUGGCCGACAGGAGUACAUCUUCGUGUGAAGAGGAGGAGACGGUCGCGCCGCACGAGGACGAUGAGAAGGGCGCGUCACAAGAGGACGAGGAGAAGGGCACGUCACACAAGGAUAGUGACGACGAAGAUUUGCCCUUCUAUCUGCAAUUUCUAGAAGAGAAGAAACCGCGUGAGAGAGGAAGUAAGACCACACCUGAGCGUGAGGCCAUGAUUGCAGCUCACGUGAACGUGAACAAUCAUUAUUGCACUAGUCACAACCUCAAGUUCCGCGUCCGCACGUAG
Messenger RNA from Phytophthora nicotianae INRA-310, 804 nucleotides. RefSeq lists its product as hypothetical. The record is from RefSeq and is a predicted model, not a curated record. The transcript has 5 exons. NCBI's taxonomy places the organism in Eukaryota, Oomycota, Peronosporomycetes, Peronosporales, Peronosporaceae. Bases 1 to 804 code for a protein of 267 amino acids.